AUGGAUUUCUUCAGUCACUUCUGUAUCUGCAUGCUCUUCUUCUUGGUAUCAGUAACUCCUCUUCAGGCAGUGGGUGAAACCUGCUCAGUAGACAAAACCGUUCUUAAUAUACAGGAGAACAAUGCUGCAGGGCUUGUGGUUACCAAUAUUACAGCUGCUCCCGAUACCACAGUAGAAAUUGAUCCUGCAAAAGACACACAAUUUCAGUGGUUUGAGAUAAAGGGCUCGCAACUUAUCCUGAAAUAUUCAGUGGAUUUUGAGAAUAUAACAGUGCUAGUUGUAGAACUAGCAUGCCUUAGAGGGGACAUCAAAGUAGAGAGUUUGACAGUGGUAGUGAUAAUUGACAAUGUGAACGACAACCGUCCCAUCUUUGAAGAAACUAACAUCACUGUCCACGUUAGUGAGGAUACAAAAGUGAACACAAUUGUUGUGCCCCAGGCUAAUGUAACUGCUACUGAUGCUGACUUUGAUGUAAUAUCUUACAGACUUACAGGAAAUCCAACAGAAGCCACGGGUUAUUUCAAUAUUCAAGGAGUUAAUAACCCACAAAUUACCUUGCUCAAAGCCCUGGAUUAUGAAAAACUCAACUUCAUGGUGCUUACCUUAUAUGCCAUGGAUGGCAAUGCCGAUGCACCAGGUACACACACAGCCACGGCAACAAUAAACAUACAUGUCUUCCAGGCUGACCUCAGACCUCCCUGGUUUCAGCCAUGUACUCCCAUUGCAGCCAACAGCAUCAUCUGUCUCAGCCAUGGCUACACUGGCGCGGUCAACAUCUCGGAGAAAGUGACUGAUCCCUUGACCUUGAAGCCAGGACCACUCUAUGCUAUUGAUGGGGAUGAAAGUUUGAAUGAAGAAAUCGUGUAUGAAAUCGCAAGUGGAAACGAAAACAAUACAUUCGCAAUAAACAACAGUUCUGGAAACAUAACAAUGAACAAGCCUGCAAACAGCCUAAAUACAUUUCUGUUGUAUGUUCUGGCCUCCCAAGCCAACAAUCCAUCCAAAUAUUCUCAAACUACAGUGGAAAUUCAGGUUAUACAUCAAAGUAAUCAUACGCCCCAGUUUGAGAAACCCACUUAUGUAGGAAGAGUGUCUGUGGGCCAGCCUGUUUCCAGCCUGAUCAUGGAGGCUAAUGCAUCUUCAGUACCUCUGCAGAUCUUUGCAGCUGAUGAUGAUUUCCCUGAUAAAGUGAACCCUUUUAUAAAAUACAGCCUCGAAAACAUCACGGAUUUCAGAGUUACCACAGACGGAUUGCUCCUGACCACAGUAAUUCUGAAUCAGGCCUCACGAUUCACUUUUUUGGCUAUUGCUAAAGACACAAAGGAUCUGCAAGAGGCCAGCACAGUGAUCGUUGUAGAUGUCACACCUCUGGCAAAUUUACCUACAACUCCUUCUGGAGCUACAAAUUUGACAACAUCUCCUACAAGUACAACCAAGAAUUCCGGCAUUACUGAGACUGCAGGGAAGCCUGUAACAGUUACAACAUCCAGCUCAGGUACCCCUCCUUUUUUAACUACAGUAAAGCCUCCCAUCAUCACGGACACCAGCCAACCAACAGUUGGGACAGGCAAGCCUACAGUUGGGACUGACAAGCCUACAGUUGGGGCAGGCAAGUCUACAGUUGAGACGAGCAAGGCUACAGUUGGGACUGACAAGCCUACAGUUGGGACAAGCAAGCCUACAGUUGGGACUGACAAGCCUACAGUUGGGACAGGCAAGCCUACAGUUGGGACAGGCAAGCCUACAGUUGGGACAGGCGAGUCUACAGUUGGGACAGGCGAGUCUACAGUUGGGACAAGCAAGCCUACAGUUGGGACAGGCGAGUCUACAGUUGGGACAGGUGUAAAUGCACCCCCUGCAUAUACGGCACACGACAUGGCUGCUCUGGGUGCCACUUUGGGUUGCUUAUUGGCAAUCACAUUAGUGUUACUCGGAGUGAUCUGCUACAGGUAUUACAGAAUGAAGCGUGACUACGGAGAAGGCAGCAGCAAUAUUUUUGGAGGCUUUAUCAAUUCCAACUUCAAACUCGAUGAGAAACCUAACUCAGAUGAAAAGCAGAAUUUGUCGCCACCAAGCAUUGUGGAGGAGACCACCCUCCCAGUCACCUUGGCUUCCUUGGAAAACAGCCUGGCUGUAGCAACAGCUUUUGAUGCGAUAAUAGAGGGGAAUGAAGAAAGUGAGGAUUCCGACAGUCAAAAGGAAGUCAAAUCCAUUCUCACUAAAGAUAGGAAGGUGGGAGACGAUGGCUACAAGGCGGUGUGGUUUAAAGAUGACAUUGACCCAGAAGCCAGGGAUGAUGUCAUGGUGAUUGAAGACGAUAGUGAUACAGAACGGAACAGGAAUGACAACGCUGUUGACGAGAGCAGUGAUGACGAUGACAAUGAUAGAGGCAGAGGGGGCAGCGAUAUGUCCAUCGUUCCAGGAAGAGUCCAGCUCCCGGAUGCAGAGGAAACUAGCAUUUGCUUGUAA
This is a messenger RNA of Elgaria multicarinata webbii, 2469 nucleotides long. RefSeq names its product cadherin related family member 5 (gene CDHR5). Lineage: Eukaryota; Metazoa; Chordata; Lepidosauria; Squamata; Anguidae. Gene Ontology annotation, molecular function: calcium ion binding; cadherin binding. The transcript has 15 exons. Bases 1 to 2469 code for a protein of 822 amino acids. Gene Ontology annotation, biological process: calcium-dependent cell-cell adhesion; adherens junction organization; cell-cell adhesion mediated by cadherin. The record is from RefSeq and is a predicted model, not a curated record. Gene Ontology annotation, cellular component: adherens junction; membrane; catenin complex.